Molecule: messenger RNA, 11747 nt
Organism: Aplysia californica (California sea hare)
Lineage: Eukaryota; Metazoa; Mollusca; Gastropoda; Aplysiida; Aplysiidae
Product: PAN2-PAN3 deadenylation complex catalytic subunit Pan2
Exons: 31
Coding region: 224-4894 (1556 amino acids)
Biological process (GO): mRNA processing; nuclear-transcribed mRNA poly(A) tail shortening
Cellular component (GO): PAN complex; P-body
Molecular function (GO): poly(A)-specific ribonuclease activity; nucleic acid binding; protein binding
Source: RefSeq, a predicted model, not a curated record
UGAUUUGUGUUUGGCCAAAGCUGAUGUAUGUUGGAAAGCAGUUGAAUGGGAAAGAGAUCUAAGAGUCUGUACAAAACAUACACAGUACUGACUUGUGGACAGUACCCUGAUGUCUUGUUCAAAUGUAUGAUUCAGAAGACGAUCUUAAGGUGAACUUCUGAAGCAAAAUAAGGCGAGAACACAUUAGGAAUCUGUUCUGAAAAAGAAAAUCCCUGUGGUCAAGAUGGAUUUCCCUGGAAUGCCUGGAUAUCGCCCCCCUCACCCACAGGAUCCGCAGAACAUGCCGCCGCCCCCCCCUCCUAACUUUCAGCCUCAAGGGAUGCCAAGAGAGCAAGGUAUGGGUGGCGGUCAGAUGUUUCAAAAUGCCCAACAAAUGCCCCCUCGAAUGCCUCCGGGUUAUCCGCCGAUGACUGACCCACAUAUGCCGUCUGGCUUCCCAAUCAUGCCGGGUCAGGAGCAGGGAAUGCCCAUGGGCUACCAGUCUCCUGGACACAUGCAAAACCCAGGCAUGCCUCCUGGCUAUCAUGGUCACAUGGGGAACCCGAUGGCAUCGAGGCCUCCUCAGAAUAUGCAAAGAUUCCGCCAGGGGCCCGAGGCAGGGCCCAACAUGCCGCCACAGAGUUUCCACCCCCAGCAGCAGCCACCCCCGUCUCAGGGUCAAAAUCAUCAACCGCCACAGCAGCAUCAGCACCCCCCUCAGCACCGCGGGCCCUACCACCAGGGCCACUCCCAGCCGCACCUCGACUACCACCACCAGAUGCACCACCAGCACCAGCCUCAUCCGCGGGGAGGCCAGGCCCAGCAGCCCCACCCACACGGCCCCAUGCCCAAUGACUUCCACCAACCGGGGCCCCAAGGAGGCGGGCCCUCUGCUAUCCCGGAGUUCCACCCCCAGCAGCAGCCUGGAGUAGUGCCCCCUGAUUUCCACCACCCCAUGCAACAGAACUCGGUGGUCGCUGAGUACCACCCGGGCCAGCGGCAGAAUGCGGACUUUGUUCCACACGACCAGGGCCUGUCACACCACGACUUUCGCCACGGCAACCGAGAUCACCCGUCAAACAUGAUGGGUGGCUACAUGGAUCACAACAGCAUGGGCUUGCAGGGCAUGAUGAAUGAUCAUGGCUUGAUGGGCCAUCUGGACGGCCACAUGCUGGGAGGAGGGGAUGCCUACUCUCAACACCAGAUGAUGCAGAUGUUUGGGGACCCUACAAUGCCAGAAAUGAGGGACGGCGAGUUCAUCCCCAUGGGAUGCCAAGUUAUGGACAAGGUCAUGCACUCUAGCGUCACAUGUGUCAAUUUUGAUGGUCACCAAGAACUGGUCUGGACUGGAAAUCAACGGGGAUAUGUGGCUUCCUAUCACGGUACGGAGUUUCAAAAGUACUCUGCCUACAGAGUGAGUACAGAUGAGGAUGUGAGGAUGAAUCUGUCCUUCCCACAAGGUGUUCUCACCCUUACACCAAGUCUCCUCAGGGGCACCCUCCGCAGGGGUAUUCCAGUGUUUGCAUUCAAAGAUGCUCACCUGCAUGACAUGCAGUGUAUGAUGAUGCGGGGCAACGAGUCGGUGCUCAUCGGUGGUCAUCACAAGCAGGUGCUCGAAGUGGACAUCAUACGCAACUGCCUGAGCAAUGUUUACGAAGUGAAGGAUGCUGGUAUUGCCAUCUUCCGCCACACAGACAGAUUCAUUUGUGGAGGUGACAGCACAGGAAAGGUGACAGUGUAUGAUUCAAAGACGAUGCGACCCGAGCACACUUUGGAUGCUCACAGCAGCUGUUUGUCUGACUUUGAUAUCCAUGACAAUCUCCUCAUCACUUGUGGCUUCUCAAACAGGAUGAACGCCCUGACCCCAGACCGGCUGCUCCGAGUCUACGACAUGAGGGUGAUGAGAGCUAUGGCUCCCAUCCAAGUGAGCAUGGAUCCCACAUUCCUGCGAUUUGUGCCCAGCAUUCCUAACCACAUCGUCGUGGUGUCUCAGAUGGGCAGCUUUCAGCUUGUGGAGACAAUCAGCGGAGGUCCACCGAGCACUCAGUUGGCUUACCCUGUCAAUACACAAGGAGCAGCGAUUAUUGCAUUUGACAUUUCUUCUACAUACCAAGCAUUGUGUUUCGGUGAUAGCUCAGGAAAUGUUCACUUAUUUGCUGGCGGUCAAAGUGCAAUUUUCAAUCAGUUUUCCGUGCCAGUUGAGUUUGCUGAUCCUGUGGAUCAGCUUGAGCCCAUUGAUGUUAACGAUGAGCUGGCUGCUUACUCUGGCAUCCCGAUGCCUUACCCAGCUCAGGGCCCGCUGGUCUCAGACUUCCCAGAGGAAAUGAUGAACCAGGUUUACAGAAAACCAGUUCCGAUUGACCCCGAAAUUCUGCGCACAAUGAAAGUAUACCAGAACAUUGGAUAUGCACCGAAUACCACGAAGCAGAAAAGAAAUGUCAUUCCCUAUGAUCUUUCUGAAAAGGGCACCAAGGACCGAAAAUCCAGUGUUCCAGAAUCCCCAAGUGGAAGAGGAGAUGACCCAUUCAUGGGUGUGCCGAAACGAUAUCGACGAGUGGAAAUAAAAUACUCGAAACUGGGAGUGGAAGAUUUUGACUUCAGACAUUACAACAAGACUAAUUUGGCUGGUCUGGAGCCUCACAUACCAAAUGCCUAUUGCAACUCUAUGCUACAAGUCUUGUACUAUUUGGAACCUUUGCGCUGUGCACUCCUUGGCCAUGUCUGUGAGAGAGAGUUUUGCUUGUCCUGUGAGCUGGGAUUUUUGUUCCAUAUGUUGGAUUCUCAGAAAGGAAAUACUUGUCAGGCCACCAAUUUCUUGAGAGCCUUCAGAACAAUGCCCCAGGUGUCUGCCCUGGGUCUGGUGCUUCAUGACAUCGACGAGAACUGCGGCCGUGUUGACUUCCCUCGCCUCAUCCAGAGCUGGCAACGAUUUGUCCUGAUGCAGAUUCAUGAGGAAACGUGUGUACCUAUUGAAGUCGACUCCACUGAGGGAUCUCAGGCAGAGCAAAAAUCAAAAGGCCCAUCGAAAGAAGGAGAGGGCGAGGAGAAAAAGAAAGGAAAAAAGAAAAAGGCAGAUGAUGUCAAGACUGACUCAUCUGGACAGGAGGGAGAGGGAGGAGGAAAAAAUGCAGAAGGGAAAGAGAAUAAUUCUGAGGCUGGUGAAGAAAGCCAAGAGGAGCCCCAGGUGAGGCCCUUUAAAAACUUUCUCAGCACGAUGACUCGCUCCAUCAUCCGAGACUUGCUGGGAAUCAAGAUCAAGUCUUCUCUUCAGUGCAAGUGUGGUCUACAGAGUGAGCGUAUCAUUGAUGGCACUCACAUCAACCUCAUGUACCCUGACUACCGUCCAAUUGACGUUUCUUUUCCCUUAGGGCCGAACUCUCCACCACUGUUUGUGACCUUUGCCGAGGUGGUCCAGAACAGCAUGACUCCCACCACCAACAUCCAGGCCUGGUGCUCCGACUGCAACAGAUACCAGCAUCAUUGCCAACGUAAAUGCAUACAGAAUCUCCCUGAUGUCUUAGCUCUUAAUUGCCACACAGAGAAUGAAAAGAACCUGGACUUCUGGAAAGCGCAGUUUCAGAUUGUUCGUGAGAGAUUUUCUGAAAGUGAUAUUCCCACGACUGUGAUCCGGCCAGCAAACAGCCACGCCACCAAAAAGUGUCGUUUUGGCGUUGCCUGUCACAGGCCAGACUGCAUCUUUUUCCAUGACGGGCCAAGAGAGUGCGACUCGGAAGCAAAGAAGAAACCUGUUGAAGAUGAUGAGUUUGGACCCAGUUGGAUUCCUAUGGGGCUCAAGGUUAUUAGGAACCCCGAUGGCACUGUGGUUGUAUCUGAAAUUUCUGAUGAGGAACCUUUGCCGAGCGAAGAACAAGAGGACGUUCGUUACUACGAGCUGUACAGUGUUGUCAGCAACAUCCUGCACUCAUCAGGCAGUAAUCUGGUGUGUUGUCUGAAGGUCGGAGAACGCUACCAUCAGCGCAAGGAGCGUGUCACCUGCACACAGUGGUACCUCAUCAACGAUUUCUGCAUCACUCCGGUGGAGAAGGAUGAAGCUGUUGAUUUCAAGUUGGACUGGAAUGUUCCCUGCAUCAUUCACUAUACGCGCAGGAACUUUGUGUCUAAUCAUGAUGUGACAGUUAAAAGCUGGUCCAGCCCUGAUAUUUUGUUCAACGAUGCUGCCUUAUUGAAUCCUGAGCGCCGCAAGAUUACAUUCCCUCCCCUGCAGCCUGAGGAGUUGCCGAAACAAGGAGAUAUUGUGGCACUGGAUGCGGAGUUUGUCUCUCUCAAGGAGGAGGAAGCCGAACUGCGCAGUGAUGGCACUCGCUCCACGAUCAUCCCGUCUCAGAUGUCUGUUGCCAGGAUUACAUGCAUCAGAGGAAGUGGCCCAAAUCAGGGAGAGCCCUUCAUAGAUGACUACAUCAGCACCCAAGAGCAGGUGGUGGACUAUUUGACCCAGUACUCUGGCAUCAAGUCAGGCGACCUGGAUCCUGCCACCUCUACAAAACACCUGACCACUCUGAAGUCCACUUACCUGAAGCUACGCUACCUUGUAGACAACGGUGUCGUCUUCAUCGGCCACGGACUGAAGAAAGAUUUCAGGGUCAUCAAUCUCUUGGUUCCCAAAGCACAAGUGAUGGACACUGUUGAGUUGUAUCACCUCCCAAGGCAGCGGUAUAUCUCUCUCAAGUUUCUGGCAUGGUACUUCCUCAAGAUCAACAUUCAGUCCUACACCCAUGACUCUGCAGAGGACGCCCGUACUGCCCUUCAGCUUUGUCUUUUGUACAAAGAUCUGCAGAAAGAAGAUAAGGAGAAGGUGCUGUCAACGAUCAAGGAGAUGUAUGAGGCUGGGAGGAAGAUCAGCUGGAAGAUCCCUGACGUGGCUGGCGAGGAGAUCAGCGAAGCGGACUUCCUGUAGUCUCCUGACGGUGCUGCUUCAACACCCUCAGCGAUGGUGGCUGUGACGCCACCCGAUGAGUCUCUGUUGUACAAUGCAGCACCCGCCCUUUCAUUUUGAUUUUUUCUGCUUAAAAUUUUCAACGACAGUAAUAAUCUUGUUUAUCUUUUGCUACUCCUUGUUAUUUUUGUACAUUUUAUUUGAAAAGUAAAUCACAGAGUGUGGCCGCUGUUUAAAAUUAGAGAUAUUUUUAGAUAAAGAGAGCCUGUAGAUAUGCUGGCCAGUAUUUAUUGAAGAUAUCUACACACACACACACACACAGAAGAAUGAGAUAUGUGUGAUUAACAGGUGUAUAUGUGAAGUUUCAAUUUUUGUUACAAGAAAAGUAAUAUGUGGGUCAUAAGAACUUCAGACUUUUUGCUGUGCUACAAGUUGUACAUUCCCCAUGUUGCUUAUCAAGGUUGACUUUUUACUUUGGUUUCGCUCUUGCUACCUGGCUCAACAGAUUUUCCCCCCUUCUUUGCAGGGUAUGAUGAAGCAAGAGGUGGAAGGAUGUUUACUUUUCAAACUCAAAACAGGUCUAUGAAUGUAUUUUCUCUGCAUAAUAGAACUUUGUAGGGUUGAUAUCUUCAGGUCGUCCCCACCCCAUCAGCCUUUCCUUCACUGGAGAUACCAGAUUCAUUGAACUGAAGAUAGUCAUUUUUAGGGUGAAUUUUGCUUUGCGUUUCUGAAUUUCAUGGCACUAAAAUCUUGUUGCAACUGGUGUGAAAUAUAGUUGAGCUGUUAAACAAAAGGACUUUUUUCUCUCAGCUGUGAAUUGUUUAAGGAUAUGUUGCAGGAGUUUCUUAGGGGAACUUGAGGAAUACAACCUCACGAGGUGUCACUUGCUUGUUGUUUCUUUUAAAGUUUUUCAGUAUAUUACUUAGUUGUCUAUUCAUUGAUUUUGAUAUGUUUUUGUUGUUGGUAUUACUAUUUUAUUAUUAUUAUUAUUGCUACUUCGCUCUUACUAUUACUUUUUUUGUUCCCUACUACUGUGGUCUCUUGAGAAAUGUGAUUGAAGACUUUUUUUUUGGUUAUUAAUAUUGUUGCCCUUCUUUCUAAGCUGUGAAGUUUACAUGUUUAGUGGGAUGCUGUGGUUGAAGCAGUAAGUGUUAGCUUAUGUGAUUUGAUUCUGGGCUCGUGUCAGUUUAUACCAAUGGCAACAAGUACAAGCACACUUAUUAGGGCUAAGGUGGUCGAGUGUCUUUAUUAUUACACAUUGUGUGUGCCAUCUUUUCUGUGGGUUUUGUAGUGUAUGCAGUGUGGUUUUAGCUUUCUUAACACAUUGGACUCUUUGUUUUGUGAAUAAAGCUUUUGUGUAUUCAUGGCAUUCUUUUUUUUUGUGGUUUUUUUUUUUUCGCUAGACACUGUCAUAGCCAAGGGUAUACAGUAUUAACCAGUUUUCUAAUUUUAAAUCACUUUUUGUCUCAGUUACUCAGUCGAAGGGAAGUAUUUAUUUGAAUGUAUGGUUUCAGGUGUAUCAUUAGUUGUAUCUCUCAGAAAGGAGAACUUAAAAAAUUCAUCCUUGGUAAUCGUGGAGUCAGAAGAGUUUAGCAAAUUGGAUUCUUUGGGAGGGGGGGGGGGGGGGGGGGGGGGGGGGAAUGUUGGUAGGAAAGGUGAGGGUUGAAACUGCUGUAUUUGAAAUUUUACAGCAGUUUUAAAAAUUUUGUCUUUUUUUAGGUCACUCCUGUGUUUGUUAUAUUGCAUGAACCAUGUUUUUAGUAUAGUUUUAGGCAUAAGCGGCAAGGAAAGGGAAAGUAGGCGUUUGUCUAGAAAAACAAGGCGAUCGGAUUGAUUUUAGUGCCUUGAAAGCUUCAAAGAUAAGCUAGAUCUAGACCAUAGAUUUACUACAAGUUGCUAAGUUAAAUCGAGUGCCGAUGAGUCGCAGUCGGAAAAAGAAUAUGCUUUUUUCUCUGCUCUUCCUUCAUCCUUCUCUGUAAUAAUAUUAAAAGAACAUUUUUAGUAAAAUCUAAGCGAAAUUUAAUAUUGAUAGCUUAAGUAGUUUGGGCUAAUGCGUGUCUUAAGGUUAGUGUGUCGAGUUCAGGCCAAUUUUUAUCCCCCGGCUCACGGCAAGCCAGGUGAACACAAGCGCACUGCCCACGGCAACGCGGGGUGAGUUGGGUUAAAAAAGUUAAUUACCAGGUGAAAAACAUUUGAAAUGCUCAGUCGAUCGAGGGACACUGUUUUCUAGCAGAGCUUUCCCUGUCAAGGCGUUCAAUUCUUUGCUUGUUUAGUGUUUCUCUAUAUCAUUAUCAUCUUUGUCAGGAGCAUUUGGAGUUGAGGGCUGGGCCACUAAAAAUUUCCGGUAGCUUUCAAAGGGCCAGUUUGCAUGUUCUGAAUCUGGUACAUGGGAGGUUAAUGUUGAUUACUCUAAUUCCUGGUUUACACCUCUCAACAAAGGCUUCCUUCACUAAAUAACACAUCACAGGGUCUGACUUACUAUGAUUUCUGAAGGCAAAUCACAAAACGUUUGUGAUGUGGGUGGUCAAGUUACGACUUUGACAGCAUUGCUAUUUGGGGAAUAGUUUCCUGCAUCAUACUUCCCAGACUCAAAAUUAAAGCUGUUAUUUGUUUCUAGCUCAUAAGUUUAAAAUUUUCAGGUAACUGGUUUACUGAGGGGUUUUUUUUCUGUAGAUCUGCCAAUAUUUAUCCAGAGUCAAGGUCAGCUCUUUUCUGUUUGUGCUGACCGUUCAUAUGGGAUAUUUAUCUAGUGUUACAGUCUUUUGCUGUCUUCAGCGAAAAGUCUGACCCUCUGAUACAACAUUAAUUUCACCAAGCUUGGAAUAGCAAUUUCAGCUAAUGAGUUCUAUGCUUUAUGAACUUUCAGAAAAUGUCUUAAUUUGUUUUCAUCUCUCAAGUUUGUUUUCAAGUCAUUAUUUUAUGCUAAAGAGACCAAUGUAUUUUGUGGUUUUAACCAUUAGAAAGAAGGCAGACACAGAUGUGUUUACAGUGGGAUUAGUUGCUAGGUCUGUUACAAGAAGUUUGUGCUGUUUUUCUUCCAUAAAUGUGACAAGGUUGAGGGAAAAACUGAUCUCAUUUAUGAUUUUAUUAUCAAUUAUGCAUAUUGAUGUUUCCUUCCUUGGGAUACUGUUGUUGCUCUUUUCUUGUCUUCUAAAGCCUUAGGCCUUUGUAAUGCAUUGAUCAAGCUCACCCAGAUUCUACUUGUCUACUUAAUGAAAGAGGACUGAGAAGAAAAGGAAAAGUGUUCUCAUAAUAAUUCAAUUUGAAAAGAUUUGUAUGCUCUGGUGUUGGUUUCAGGUGGUGAAUUUGAGUUGCACUAAAGCUUCAAUGGUAAUCUGUAGAAAGUGCUAUGGUAGUCAGCUGUUGGAACAAUGCUCGCAGUUCUACGACUGGUGAUGUGGAAAAAAAAAGACUCUACUGCACUGGAGUGUAUGUUGAUUUUGAAUGCCAGAAGUGUCCUUUUGCUCUCUUUGAAGCUGCUGAUGUUGACUUUUAGUAUGUAGCAAAGAUUUCUAGUGGAUGCAAGGAAUUCAUUUUCCUUUUUUAAUGGUAGAAAGGCGACCAGUGAUUUUCUUUUUUUUCUCCAAAAAAUGAAGCAGACAAUUGAUUUGGAAUGUGUUUUUUUGGUUUCUAAAGGGUUUUUUUGUGUCAUGGUGAGCAGGUCUUUGUCUGCUUCUUAACUGAAACUCCUGAUUUUGUACUCUUUUCUUCAUUCUUCACAUCCCAGAUUGGGGAAAGUCCUCAUCUAAUCAAAAAUGUAAUUGAAAUCUUUUUGUAUUGUGUAUUGACUGUACUCAAGCUAAUUUUAUGGGCCACACAAACUUUUUCAAACCUGACUAGGCACAGGCGUCUUGUACCAGAGCACUGUGGUGAACUGAAUUGUACAUUUGCAUGUUUCCAUCUGCUUUUCUUGUCAGCUUAACCAGUGUUGCAGAGUAUGUCACAAGUGUUGGCUCCUUCCAUUAUGUAUGAGAUCAAACUCUUACCGAUGCAGUAAAGUAAGCGUCUUGUUGGUGUAUGUGUAAGGCUAUAUUAUAUCUGCAGUCUGUUUGCAAAUGGAGUUCCAAUGUUUACAACUGAAUUAAGUGUCAAAAUAGAAAAGUCCUGAUGGUUGAGGGUCUAUUCCCGUUGCCGUUUAAACGUAACCUGGCGCCCUGCUAGUGAAGUUUUCAUUAAUGAAUUUCAAAAUCUUUUAUUUCCUUGUCUUCUGAUUUAUGCUUUGUUAUUUUUUUUCUUAGUACAAGAGGCAUGUGAACAUUGCUCUCUUGAAGUAACUCUCUGUAAGUGAUGUUUUUGACUGAGUAUUUGAAUGAAGACUAGCUAAGGAAUGUGGAACUGAACAAAAUCGGUUUUAUUUUUGGGUCAAGUUUGCUUUGAAUCAAUUGUAUUGCUGAAAUCAAAAUUUGUCUUGACAGUUACAAACUCCAGUGGGAACUAUUUUUACUUCAAAGAACUGAGUAAUGGUGAAUUUGCUUACAAGCUAUUUUUACCACAUACAUUGUACUUCAUGGGAUUACUGUACUUCUUUAAAAUUGUCACAUUACCAGAAAAAAUGUAGAUCUGUAUCAAAGCUUUUAAAAGGAAUUGGUCAAGUUUUCUUCUUAACUUUUUAUUUCCUGAAAUAUUGUGGUGCAACUUGAUUGUCGGUUUGGGAAAGAGCAUCUUUGUUUAUAGCAUUUCUGCUUGAGAAGUGAACAUCUCUCAAUGAGAAUGCGAAGUGUUUCUGAUUAUUUCUUUGCCAGGGCCAGUGAUUCAGUGGAUGUGACUUGAGCUGAGAGAACAAACCAGAUCAUAGAUCACACAGUUUGUGCCCUCACUCUAUGACUUCCUCGUUAUCACUCCCUCUGUGAUUUGCUUUCAACAUUCGUUGCCCUGAGAGAGAACAAAUGAUUCCCCCUAUCCCCCCUUUUUCCCUCUAUUUAGCCUUUUUUCCGGAAUAAUUUUGUAGUUGUGUGGAUAUAAUACUUGUGUGUUGAUAGUGGUAUUGUUGAAUUUCAUAUUGUACAUAUCUUGUCCAUGCAUUGUAACCACAAAGUGCGCACAUUAGAGAGUGUGUGUGUAUGGAUGUGUGUUUGACGGCUGAGGACUUGGGACUUGAAAGGAAUGCCAGUUUGUGCAGAUCUGUAUGCAGUGUACAAAGACUUGGCGCUGGUUCCCCAGUGAAUGGCUGCACAUGUGCGGGUAGUUAACUGGAAAGAUGACAUGUGCUUAGUCUGCUGAUCUGAUGAUUGACUGGGGUUUAUCUUCUGUGAGCUGACAAUGGUUGGUGGAAGAGGGAGAAGAAGCUUGAGUAGAGUACUGUGUGCCUAUGCACAAUAAUGUUUUGUUUGUAGGCCCAGAUUUACAUUGUUCCAAAUGCAGUACAUUUUUGUUUCAGAUUGCAGUUGGGGGGGGGGGGUAGGAUAUAUGUUAAGAACAGAGAUGUGAUUUCUUCUUGUCAGAGUGGAGGGAAGUUUAGGGGAAGUAAGACCACGUAUGAGUCUCUGAUUUAUGGUUAUCAUGGAGCUGGGUACUUACUGGCAGUUGGGAGUGGGAUUGAUGCUGGGUCCUAGUGUUUAUGAGAGUUAGUAGAUGAAACAGUUGAGUACUGUACAGGGAUUACCAUGAAAUGAGUUGCUGGAGAUCAAGCAGUUGGGGUCCAGUACUGUAUUUCUCCUUCUCUCUCUGUGGUAGAAAUAGGUUUGUGGAUGUGCUUAGAAAACAAAUAGGACAGAGUGAUUUGUCUAUGCAGAACCGACCGGUUUGUAUUUAAAUUUCUCUCCCGAAUGUGUGAUUGAAGGCAAAUAAUGGCUUGUUUCUUUUCCCUAUACUUAGCAGUGACUUGAUGGAUGGCCUUUCAGAGGUACCAUGAUUUAUGUAUUACAGCAUUGGCACGUCUUGUACAACCGUUUGACCUUAGGAGGCUCAGGAGCAUAAAGCACAGUGUCUAUAAACACAUGUUUAGUCACUGUCAGUGGGGAGCUUAUGGUAGAUUAUUAUCAGGUGGAAAGGGUUAUUGUAGGGUAUUGUCUACCGAGAGGUGCUGCAAGUUUUGAUAUGGAGAGAAGUGUACUGCCAGUAGAUGAUGAAUUCUCUCUCAGUGUUUUGAGGAAGUUGUUAAUGGUCACAAGUUGUUUGCAAUGCACAGAAAUGGUUAUCUCAGGGCAUUAGAAUGAGUGGAGGAAAACUAGUGAUGAAGAAUGGGCUGCUUGUAGAAUUGUGGUGUCCUGUUCGUGGGUUGAGAGGCAUGAUAGUGUGAAUACGUUCGUUGUCCAAACUUAAGUACUUGUAUUUUUUCUUUACUUAAUGCAAGUAAGUCUUACUUGGUUCCUUCUUGCAAAUAAUUGUGGAUGCAAAUUGGGUAAUUUUUAUGAUGAUUUGGCUGGGAUUGAAGUAAUGUGUGGGUGUGGUGGUUGGUUUGAUCAUGGUAUAGGAGUGACUGUUGUUCUGUUUGUGGAAGCGAGCAACCAGUAUGUACAAGAUUGUGUCUCUCAGCCAGCGAAAAGAUGAUAUAGUCAUGUGCUUUUUGAGUCUUGUAAGCCUAGUCUCUUGUUCAUCCCCCCCCCCUCCCCACAACAGCAGCAGUAUUGAUUUCGAUGUAGAACUUCCAUCAUCUCGUGUUCUCCCCAGCGAGGACUUUCUUGAGCAUUGGGCAUGCAAUGUGUGUGAUGACCAUAAUGUGGAAGCUUUGACUGCAUCAGUUGACUGAAGCUCAAAAUUGUUUAAGUUGACAGGAUGAAUCAUUGCCAGCGCAUUGAUAUUGGGGAAGUUAAGCUUUCUGUAUUGAUGAGACACUGCCAUUUUGUACAGAGAGACAUGUGGUUUUAACUUGUUGUCGUAUUGUUGACUGUUGUCAGAUGUAAUUAAAAGAAAGUACAUGGGCAUAACUUUGAAA